Venturia canescens is the source of this 1959-nucleotide messenger RNA. RefSeq names its product chaperonin containing TCP1 subunit 8 (gene CCT8). NCBI's taxonomy places the organism in Eukaryota, Metazoa, Arthropoda, Insecta, Hymenoptera, Ichneumonidae. The record is from RefSeq and is a predicted model, not a curated record. Gene Ontology annotation, molecular function: ATP binding; ATP-dependent protein folding chaperone; ATP hydrolysis activity. Gene Ontology annotation, biological process: protein folding. The coding region runs from base 94 to 1734 and encodes 546 amino acids. The transcript has 4 exons. Gene Ontology annotation, cellular component: chaperonin-containing T-complex.
GUUACCGGUUGACUGUUGACUAAUAUCCGGCAAUUGUCUUGGAGUGAAUUUGUUGGGCGAUACAUGUGACAAAGUUUUCAUCUUCACGAAAAAAUGGCUUUGCACGUACCAAAAGCGCCAGGAAUGGCACAAAUGAUGAAAGAAGGAUCAAGAUACUAUUCUGGUCUGGAAGAAGCUGUUUAUAGAAAUAUAUCUGCCUGCAAAGAAUUCGCUCAGACAGUCCGCACAGCCUACGGUCCAAAUGGAAUGAACAAGAUGGUUAUAAAUCAUCUUGAAAAAUUAUUCGUAACCAGUGACGCGGCAACCAUCAUCAAAGAACUCGAAGUGGAACAUCCUGCUGCAAAACUCAUGGUACUUGCAUCAGAAAUGCAAGAAGCUGAAGUUGGAGAUGGAACGAAUUUUGUUAUCAUUUUUGCAGGAGCUUUGCUCGAAGCUGCUGAAGAACUUUUACGCUUGGGAAUAACAACCUCUGAGAUUGUAGAAGGUUACGAAGCUGCAUUGGAAAAAGCAUUGGAGGUGUUGCCAAGUUUGGUAGUGUACGAAGUAAAAGACAUAAGAAACGUGGAAGAGGUCAAGAGAGGAAUAAGGACAUCGAUAAUGAGCAAGCAGUACGGGAAUGAGGAUUUCCUAGCCGGGCUUGUGAGUCAGGCAUGUGUUUCGAUAUUGCCAGAAAAGACGACCUUCAACGUGGACAAUGUACGAGUGACGAAAAUCUUGGGAGCGGGCUUACAGUCGUCGCAGAUUAUUCAAGGGAUGGUAUUCAAGCGACACGUCGAGGGUGACGUGACUAAAAAGACGAGCGCUAAAAUCGCGAUUUUCACAUGCCCGGUUGACGUAACGCAAACGGAGACGAAAGGAACCGUUCUCAUUAAGACAGCCGACGAAUUGAUGAACUUUUCCCGAGGCGAGGAAUCUCUUCUGGAGAGCCAGAUUCAGGCGAUCGCGAAAAGCGGAGCUACAGUGGUUGUUUCCGGUGGUAAAUUCGGCGAUAUGGCGCUCCAUUAUAUGAACAAAUAUGAGCUCAUGGCUGUACGAAUUCCAAGUAAAUUCGACAUCAGGCGUUUAUGCAAAGCUGUUGGCGGCACGGCUCUCUCGAAAAUAAUUCCGCCAACGAGCGAGGAACUUGGCUAUGCCGAUUCCGUCCACACCGCUGAACUCGGUGAUACCGCCGUCGUCGUUUUCAAUCUUGAGAGCAAGGAAAGUCGUAUCAGCACCAUCGUUAUUCGGGGUUCAACCGAGAACUUUAUGGACGAUAUUGAACGCUCCAUCGAUGACGGUGUCAACACCUUCAAAGGCAUGUCUCGUGACGGACGAUUUCUACCUGGCGCCGGUGCUACUGAAGUCGAAUUAGCUGCACAAAUUUCCGAUUAUGCCGACACUCUGCCUGGCUUGGAUCAAUACGCCGUCAGAAAAUUCGCCGCGGCUCUUGAAACAUUCCCCAAAACUCUCGCUGAAAAUAGUGGCAACAAGGCCUCUGAACUACUGUCAAAACUCUACGCUGCUCAUAAAGAAGGCAAAAAAAAUUAUGGUUUCGACAUCGAUGGCACUGGAGCUGCUCUGAUCGACGCAAACGAAGCGCACAUAAUUGAUGCUUUCAUUACAAAAUCAUGGGGCCUCAAGUACGCUGUUAGUGCAGCUUGUACGAUUCUUAAGGUCGAUCAAAUUAUAAUGGCGAAACGAGCCGGUGGACCAAAACCUCGCGCCGGAAAUGCCAACAGUGACGACGAGUCGUAAACACCAAGGAAAUUUUACUUGUAUUAUUUGUUUCUCACGAAUACUGUCACUUUUAAAGUCUAAACAUAUAUUUUGAAGCUUAAGAAUGUUUUUUUUUGCUCGUUCGCUGAUCAACCAAUUACGUUCUCGCAACAUCCACAAGUUUCUUUACGAAUUAACCGAUUUUGUAAUGAAACUAAUUUGUACUGUUCAUUUUUCAUAAUAAUAAAAAAUAAGUUCACCCGA